Kogia breviceps (pygmy sperm whale) is the source of this 2273-nucleotide messenger RNA. The record is from RefSeq and is a predicted model, not a curated record. Lineage: Eukaryota; Metazoa; Chordata; Mammalia; Artiodactyla; Physeteridae.
ACACACACACACUCACUCACACACGCACGCGCAUCCCUGCAGCAACCCAUUUGCUUUCCAGGACCAGCUGUUGGGUGGCGGAGGCACCGGACAGGGGCUCAGGCAGUGGAGGCCCCAGUGGCUCACUUGCGCUGCUCCCAGCGGCCCUGCUCAGAGCCCGGCUCCACACUGGUCCUGAGAGUGAGGCCCAGGCACCCUGUGCUGCUGCCUGCCUUGCCAGUGAUUUCUGUUCUCUUCGCCUCCUCCUCUUCCCAGGAAGACGGCGCGCUCACGACUCUGGACUCUCGCUGGUGCCCCUGCUUCCUCCCCGGGAUGGGCAGCUCCGAAGGCUUCAGCUCAGGCCUGGCCCUGCUCCAGGUGCAGGAAGGAGGGUAAGGAGGGCCGCAAGGCGGGCGCCCCCGCACCUGUCGCAUGGGCCUUCCUGACACCUCCAAGCAUGAGCGGUGAUGUCCUCUAGCCACCCCUGGUGACAGCAGCUGACCGACUGGGACUGGGACUUUCUCCACGACAAGGGGACGGCACCGCAGUCUGCAAUGACUGUCCAGAAAGUGGUGGCCACGGCCGUGCUGGUGGCCCUUGUCUCUCUCAUUCUCAACAACGCGGCGGCCUUCACCCCCAACUGGGUGUACCAGACGCUGGAGGACGGGCGCAGGCGGAGCGUGGGGCUGUGGCGGUCCUGCUGGCUGGACAGGGCCAGGGGAGGGCCGAGCCCGGGGGCCAGGCCCGGGCAGGCGGACACGCGGGACUGUGAGGCCCUGGGCUGGGGCUCUGAGGCGGCGGGCUUCCAGGAGUCGCGAGGCACCGUCAAACUGCAGUUCGACAUGAUGCGAGCCUGCAACCUGGUGGCCACGGCAGCACUUGCCGCAGGCCAGCUCACCUUCGUCCUGGGGCUGACGGGCCUGCCCUUGAUGUCGCCCGAUUCCCAGUGCUGGGAGGAGGCCAUGGCUGCUGCGUUCCAGCUGGCAAACCCAGCAGGACGAUUUCAAGAGCGGCAUUUCGUGGACCUUGUGGGCUUCACGUCUGCAGGCUUCCUCUCUCCAAUUCUGGAAAUCCUAAGACUUUUUCUUAUGAUGAUAAACUUACACCCUAAGGGCCACUUACUCUGCGCUGUGAGAAGGCUGACUUUAUCAUUCCAGAGGUCAGUCGGGGUGAUGCACGGUGUCUAUCUUGGCAACUCGUGAGCUGGUGGGGAUCGUGCUGUUCUCGCAAACCUGCUCAUAGGAACGUACCACUUUCUGUGCUUUACUAUAAAGCAGCACUUGGCUUGGGCCAGACACUUCGCUUUCCUGUCUUCUGAGCCCACUUCCCAAGCCCAGUCCUGCCCCUGCACCCUGGGGAGAGUGUCACCUUCUCCUUUCCUAGACUCUCUCCCUAAGGGGGAGGCACUUGUCCCCACUUUUGCUGCUCACAGCUGAGCCUUGAAUGCCCUGUACACGUUCCGGGGCCUUGGCCAGCGCUGCCCCGUGGAUGCUGAGGCAGGUGUGCUGCUUGAGGGCUCAGGGCUCAGCCACAUGGUCUUCCCACCCGUGGGCCCUGCGUGUGCUUGAUGGCCACUCCAGAGGAAGGCCUGUGACUGCCGGUGGAGCCCUGGGAAGCCGGCAGGAAGGAAGAGAGGAGAGGGCGCUGUGAAGCACAGCGCCACAGCCGCCGGCUCACAGAAAGGGUCUAUUUGCUUUGGAAACACAAGUUCAUGAGGACGGAAUUGACUUCACGUGCAGAAGUCCGUGCAUUUGCUAAAAACUCUCCCCUUAGAUUCGUUUCUGUACAAACAGCGAUGUCACUGAAAAAUUCAGGAGAAAGGGGACCUGAAUAUCAGGAGAAUGGAGAAACUGCACUUCAGGCUGGCUGUGGCGAGAGAACCUUAUCAAAGUAAAAGGCCAGUCUGAUUUCAGGAGGACGUGCCCACACAGGCAGUGCGGGCAGCCGCUGCCUCUCCGCGUCUCUGUGGCUUUCCGCCAUUGCCAUGUGGCGCAUGCUUGGUUCCCGCGUCCCAUGCAUCUGCUCAGGGCACACCACCCCAACUGGCCCAGGGCAGAGUCCACGUGUCCUUGAGCCAGCCCCACUGUGACAUCCACCCACGGCACAGCACCUGGGCCCACUGUUCCAGUCAGUUCUUUGUAUUUUCCUGCUGCAGGAAUAAAUGUAUUUUUUUUUAUGUUAGGGAAGCAUAUCCCUCCUCUGACUGUACGUGUUCCAAGUUGAACUAAGAUAAAGUAAAAGCCAACACUGGUCUUGACACAAAGUCACAUCAAUGUAAAUUUUGUUAACCUUUU